Molecule: messenger RNA, 939 nt
Organism: Geodia barretti
Lineage: Eukaryota; Metazoa; Porifera; Demospongiae; Tetractinellida; Geodiidae
Source: the annotation of a GenBank genome assembly
AUGAACACAUACGUAGCGAAGAGACUCGGGCUUUUCAUACCUACGUUGUUGCUGGUUACUAUCAUUGUCUUUUCCCUAAUGCGCCUGAUCCCCGGCGACCCCGCCUAUCUGCGACUCAUCGGUACCGACGGCGACGCUGAAUUCACCCAGGAGCAGCUGGAGGCCCUACAAGCGCAGCUCGGCACCGACAAGCCCCUCGUGCAGCAGUACGUCCUGUGGGUAUGGGACAUGCUGCGAGGCGACAUGGGCCUGUCCAUGAUCCACGACACCCCGAUUAUCGAUGAUAUCAAAGACCGACUGCCCAUCACGCUUGAGUUAACAGUUCUGUCUUUGCUUUUGGCCACUGUCAUAGCCGUCCCGCUUGGGGUGAUUUCGGCGGUUAUGCAGGACUCGCCCGCCGACUACAUUUCAAGGGUCGUCGCCAUUGCUGGUGUGGCUAUGCCCAAUUUCUGGCUGGCGAUCCUGAUGAUCAUCGUCCUGGUAAACCUCUUUGGGUGGCUACCGCCCUUGGGAUACGCGGACUUAUGGGAGAAUUUGAUAUUCCCCUCCAUCGCCCUGGGCUUCUACAACAUGGCGCUGAUAGCCAGGGUGACCCGCAGCUCCAUGCUCGAGGUUUUCCGCGAAGACUAUAUCCGCACGGCGCGUUCCAAGGGAUUGAAUGAACGAGUGGUGAUUAUCCGCCACGCCCUCAAGAACGCUUCGCUGCCGGUGCUGACCAUCUCAGGCUGGCAGAUCGGCAGGCUCCUGGCCGGGACCGUCAUCAUCGAGAAGAUAUUCCUGGUUCCCGGGGUUGGACGGCUACUCAUCGACAGCAUUUUCGCGCGGGACUUCACCAUGAUUCAGGCCAUCGUGAUGAUGGUGGCAACGAUGGUGUUGCUGCUGAAUUUGGUCGUUGACCUGAUGUACGGCUGGGUCGAUCCCAGAAUUCGUUACGCUUAA